Saccostrea echinata is the source of this 3396-nucleotide messenger RNA. RefSeq names its product transcription factor Sox-5-like. Bases 80 to 3109 code for a protein of 1009 amino acids. Gene Ontology annotation, cellular component: mitochondrion. Lineage: Eukaryota; Metazoa; Mollusca; Bivalvia; Ostreida; Ostreidae. The record is from RefSeq and is a predicted model, not a curated record. Gene Ontology annotation, biological process: L-valine biosynthetic process; L-leucine biosynthetic process. Gene Ontology annotation, molecular function: branched-chain-amino-acid:2-oxoglutarate transaminase activity. The transcript has 19 exons.
CAGAUUAAUUUUUGCUCGCUUUUGGGUUUUUUUGUUUUUGAGUGGGGAACUCUGGCUGAUGAUGUUGUUCUGAGGUAUAAUGAAACAUGAAGAUUUCAGAGGAAUUUCGGAUUAUCAACCUUGUUUGUUUAAUGGGAGUAUGUCUUCAAAACGUAAAAAUACUCCGACCAAACUGCCAAAAGACAGCAACAGUGAAGUAGACAGUGACAGUGACACUGAAACCAGUCUCCACAUUGUGACAAAAUCAGACAGUGAAAAUCAGGACUCAGAUUCAUCCAGCAGUCGGCCACCAAGCAAAAAACAACGAAUUCUUCAAAGUGUCCGACAGGACUCGGACUCAGAAACUGAGCUAGAACUCUUAUCACCUCAUCAACUUCAUCAUCACCUCUCAACAAAGUCCAGUCUGGGACUGCAGCGUAAAUCCAUGGAAAGUGUUCUCCGACGAUUGAGCUCCAAAUCAGACAUUUCCGAGCUCGAGAACAACAACAUGAAUGAGGACAGCAAAGUCAAAGAAAGCAUUCAGGUUUUACUGAGUGACGGAAGCUUGAAGGAGAAGGAGCAAAGACUCAGUGAGAUGAUUGCUCAACUCCAGAGCCUCAAGGAGGAUCUGUCCACUCAAAAACAGGGUUCCAUAAACCACACAGAAUACAAGAACAUGCCAGUAUCUGGCAGUGAAACAAGCAUCUCUCAUGCAUCUUCCAAAAGCUCAUCUCCCAUCAGUAUGGACAGCCGACCACAACAGUUAUCUCCAGUUCUCUCCCCCUAUCACCAUGGUUCACCCCGAUCUCAGCCCUCACCCAAAGUCAGAAAGGGGAGCCCUCCAGCUGCUACCUCCCCUCACAGCUGGGGUGGGGCCAUGAAUCAGGAAAUCCCUCUGAACCUGACCAAACCCAGAGGAUACAAAACAGAGAAAGUGGAAGAGAUGUAUGGUUCACCAGAGAAACAUGAAGGGAACAACAGAACACCCCCUCCAGCCCAUAUUCACCACAAGAGACAGGUGGCCUCUCCAGUCACUACCCCUACCACAGAGAUUGGGCCGUUUCCAGGUGUCCGGCUACCACUUGGAUUUCCUCAGUAUCCAUUCAUGAUGGCCAAUCCUAUGGUCACCUCAAUGUUGAGUGGAAUGACACCACCUGGACUAAUGAAUGGAAAAUCUCAUCCAGAUCAUGACAAGGAAUCAAUGGUUCAGGAGGUGUUGGCUCGCCAGCUGUCUCACUCUAUGACUAGCCCAGUGUUCCCAGGGCUCCCUCUCCCCCUCUACUCCCAUGCAGCCAUGACCUCCCUCCCUCCAAUGUCAGCCAUGAAGGAACGGUCAGACAGCUCAGUUGAGGACAGCCAAUCAGGAAAAAUGUAUGGUGCUAAAAUUAUCCGUUCCCAGAAGGAGAAGAAUGAGGUGGGUAAACCCCACAUUAAGAGACCCAUGAAUGCAUUUAUGGUUUGGGCCAGAGAAGAAAGAAGGAAGAUCCUGAAAGCCUGUCCAGAUAUGCACAACUCAAACAUUAGCAAAAUCUUAGGUGCCAAAUGGAAAGCCAUGACCAAUGCAGAGAAGCAGCCAUACUAUGAGGAGCAAAGCCGCCUCAGUAAACUUCACAUGGAAAAACAUCCUGAUUACCGCUAUAGGCCUCGUCCAAAGCGUACCUGUAUUGUGGAUGGCAAAAAGCUCCGCAUCUCAGAGUACAAGGCUCUGAUGAGGACGAGACGCCAGGACAUUCGCAGAGUGUGGUAUGGCGACUCCCACACCACUUACGUAGAGGGACUCAUCGGCGAGAAUGGCACUUCCUCAUCUUUUGAUCCAUCUCGGCCCCCUCUCCACCCUAACGGAAUUCACACAAGUGUAAAUAGUUCAACAGUCAAUGGAGCUUCUCACCAUGGCUUCCCUAGCAACAAGGAGGAUGACCUUGACAACUGCAGUGAUGAGGAACUCAGUGACAUGAUGGACCAGUCUUCGGACAACAGUCUCGACUCCAACUUGCUAAAGAAUAUCCAACCUCUCAAACGAUCUCACAUCUUGUGCCAAUACAGAUAUGCCUCUUCAAGCACUUUUAAGUUGACCAAUGCCCCUAAGCCAAAACCCAGUGACCCUGAUACCUUGCCAUUUGGUCACAGCUUUAGUGACCACAUGCUGGAAAUCUCCUGGUCAGCUGACAAAGGAUGGGGAAAGCCUCUGAUAUCCCCACUCCACAACCUCUCCCUCCAUCCUGGGGCCAAGUGCUUCCAUUAUGCAACAGAGUUGUUUGAAGGAAUGAAGGCCUACAAGACUGCUGAGGGAAAGAUUAAUCUCUUCAGACCAACAGAGAACAUGGCUAGGAUGCUGAGUUCAGCCAAAAGAGCAUCACUGCCGACUUUUGAUGGUGAUGAGCUCAUAAAAUGCAUCAAGAAAUUGAUUAGUAUUGACAGGGACUGGGUGCCUAACUCUGAGAAGGCUUCUCUCUAUAUCAGACCCACAUUGAUAGGAACAGAGGGUGUGCUGCGUGUGGACACCUCACAUGAAGCACUGUUGUUUGUUUUGAUUGGCCCUGUGGGAGCUUACUACCCUACAGGACUCAAACCAGUGUCCCUGCUAGCUGAUCCCAAGUAUGUCAGGGCGUGGCCAGGGGGCAGCGGCAGCUUCAAACUGGGAUGUAAUUAUGCCCCCACCAUGAGCAUCCAGCAAGAGGCUGCCUCCAAGGGUUGUCAACAGGUGUUAUGGUUGUUUGGGCAGGAGGAACAGAUCACAGAAGUGGGGGCCAUGAAUCUCUUUAUGUAUUGGACCAACGAAAAUGGAGAGGAUGAGCUGGUGACUUGUCCAUUAAAUGGUCUGGUGUUGCCUGGGAUUACCAGAAAAAGUCUACUGGAGCUAGCAAAAUCCUGGGGAGAGUUUAAGGUUUCUGAACGAGAGUAUACUAUGCAAGAUUUAAUCAAAGGACUGAAAGAAAACAGGGUGAAGGAAUUCUUUGGGGCGGGGACUGCCUGUGUCGUUUGUCCCGUGGAGAAGGUACUAUACAGAUCCCAAUGGUUAAACAUCCCCACCAUGUCCCAGGGAGCCCCGCUAACGAUGCGAAUGUACAAAACUCUGUUAGAUAUACAGUAUGGAAGGGUGAAGCAUGAAUGGUCAGUUCCGGUUGAGUAAGGGACAGUCUCAUGCAUCAAAAAGAUAUCUUGAUGAGCAAGGAGAGAUUAGUCACAGACAUUAAUUCUCUUGUUGAAUUCUUAUCACCGCUUACAAAUGGCUUUUUAACUCAGGAACACUUUUUUAAGUUUAUUAAAAGAUUCUAUUUCCUGGAGCUCAUGCUCAACUGUUUGGAAUUAUACUUUUUUUUAGUUUAAAAUUGUCUCAAAAUUAAAUUACUUAGCUGAAGCAAUAUUUGAUAUUUACAGUGUAGUUAUGAAUGACAAUAUGAUCAAGUCUAUCUGUGA